Molecule: messenger RNA, 3256 nt
Organism: Neopsephotus bourkii (Bourke's parrot)
Lineage: Eukaryota; Metazoa; Chordata; Aves; Psittaciformes; Psittacidae
Gene: GXYLT2
Product: glucoside xylosyltransferase 2
Exons: 7
Coding region: 39-1307 (422 amino acids)
Biological process (GO): protein O-linked glycosylation via N-acetylgalactosamine
Molecular function (GO): UDP-xylosyltransferase activity
Source: RefSeq, a predicted model, not a curated record
GCGGGCAGAGCGGCGGGCGGGCGGCCUGACCUCCCGCCAUGCGGCUGUCGUGCAAGGUGGCGGCGGCGCUGCUGUGCCUCGGCAGCCUGCUGCUGCUCUAUCUGCUGGCGGGCAGCGCCGCCGCGCCCCCCCGCCCGCCGCCCGCGCCCUCCGCGCCCGCCCGCCCCGCCGUGCCGCCCGCCCGCCGGCAGCCGCGGCUCAGCCGGAGCCCGCCGCGGAGGAGCCCCGCCGGGGUCAGGCUCGUCAGCGCCAGGAAGCCUGGAGAACAGAAACAUUCAAAAGAGCCUUCAUCUUUGCAAUGCAUGCAUCUGGCAGUUGUAGCAUGUGGGGACCGGCUGGAAGAGACGCUGAUCAUGCUGAAAUCAGCACUUCUCUUCAGCAACAGGAGGCUCUGUUUUCACAUUUUUGCUGAGGAUUCCCUUAAGCCUGAAUUUGAGAAGAAGCUGAAGGAAUGGCCUUCCUCAUACACAAAGAAGUUUGAAUACAACAUUUACCCAAUAACCUUCUCAGUAGGAAACGCUCAGGAAUGGAAAAAGUUAUUCAAACCAUGUGCUGCCCAGCGCCUUUUUCUUCCGGUCAUUUUGAAGGAUGUAGAUUCUCUCCUUUAUGUGGACACUGAUGUCCUCUUCCUGAGGCCCAUCGAUGACAUCUGGCACAUCCUGACAGAGUUCAACUCCACACAGCUAGCUGCUAUGGCCCCAGAGCAUGAGAUACCAAAGAUUGGCUGGUACAGUCGCUUUGCACGUCACCCUUAUUAUGGGACAACUGGAGUCAAUUCUGGAGUGAUGCUAAUGAAUUUAACACGGAUACGCAACACUCAGUUCAAGAACAGCAUGAUACCAAGUGGUUUGACUUGGGAGGAAAUGUUAUAUCCAUUAUACCAAAAGUACAAAAACUACAUUACAUGGGGAGACCAGGAUUUACUAAAUAUAAUUUUUUACUUUAACCCAGAGUGUCUCUAUGUGUUUCCCUGUCAGUGGAAUUACCGGCCUGAUCAUUGUAUGUAUGGAAGCAACUGCAAAGGUGCAGAAGAAGAAGGUGUCUCUAUUCUACAUGGAAAUAGGGGUGUCUACCAUGAUGACAAACAACCUACGUUCAAGGCACUCUAUGAAGUGAUACGUGAUUUUCCAUUUGAAGACAAUCUCUUCCAGUCUCUGUACUACCCUCUGCAGUCCAAGUUUCUGGAUACAGUGCACACGUUAUGUGGGAGAAUUCCACAAGUAUUUUUGAAGCAAAUUGAGAAAACUAUGAAGAAGGUGUAUGAGAAUCGUGUCAUUGUCUACUUGGGUGCCAACCACAGAUACUAAAUAUAGCUAUAUAUUCUUAAGCAGAGUUUUUCAGUCUUGCACCCCAUCUCAUGAAGCAUAAAAAUGAAGAGUAUGAACUCCCUUUCUGAAACUCAGAAUUAAAAUAGUUCCCUUAUCCAAUUUCCUAAUAAGCCCUGAAAUUACAAAACCAGAGGAAAUGCUAGGACCUAAACUGUCUUUUGUUCUCUUCCCAUGUUUACUCUUGGUUGUAACAGGGAGAAGUGAAGAUUCUCACUUUCAUUUGAUGAGUUUAGUUUGCUUGUCUAAGAACAGCUGUAUUCACUGUAGCCUGUACAGAUCUUAGGCUUGACAAACUAUGGUUUGAACUAUGUAACAUCAGGAAUAUAACUCUGAAAUGACAGGGCAAAUAUUCUUGACUCAUGAGAGCACUGAAUUACAGAGCAGAUCACUUGUGUGAUAGGAUCAGUUAAAAUUUACUGUAGUAAAGGGAAAGAAUUUGCUUAAAAUUGCACUUCUGUCUCGAGGUAUAUUACCUGCUGUUCUUCACAUGUAGGACCUAAGAUUUCUCUUACUUAAAAAGAUUAGAGGAAUAGAAGUGCCUCUUUGUACCUUACAGCACUUUUUGUCUAGUGAUUCUCAUUUUUUCCCUUCUGCUCUUCAGUAGUUUUGUGAGGGCAUCUCAUGAAGGAAUUACAAGGAAAUGAACUGCUGCAUCAAUAGGAAGACUCUGUACAAGAAAUGUGAGGGGGAUGCAGUGGAAGCUGUGGCACCUGCACAACUAGUGGAGAACAGCAACACAAUCCUUUCUUGUGGUGUAUGGUCACGGUCUUCCCCUCCAGUGUCUUACAGUUUUAAGAAUGUAUCUAUAACUUGGUAAUACUAAUUGCAUUAGACACAGUCCACGAAUAUUGUGAAUGAAGAGAACAAAACCAGGUACUGUUGGUCUGGUUUCCUCUUUAAUUAAUCCUCUCUAAUUGCUGUUUACUGCACAGUAACAGUAGUAUGCAACUGACAACCAGGGAUACUGCGACUGCUGCCUCUGAAUCGCCUUUUCUGCUUCACCAGAAACUUGGGGUAUAGACAUAAUUUCUGCCUGGUACUUUUGUUCAUGAAGGUUGAGAGUUUUAUGCUAGGAUCAUAAUGAAGAUCCACAAAGUGAAAGAGGACACAGGAUGGCUUUAAUACUUAUUUAAAAUACUUCAUGUAGUUUAGGUUUCGCAAGUAUGAUGAUCACCUGAUGAGAUUCACAGACAACAGCUUAUUAAAACUAGCAGUAGCUGAAAGGUGCUUGGCACAAGCCACUGGGAAAGUGAGGAUGCUCUUAAAGAGUGGUGAUACAAGAGCAGACUCCCAGAGGGUGUUUGCUAAGUGUAAGCCCUGAGGGGUGUGUGUAGGUAAGGGCUUGAGGAAGAUGGCAUAGAAAAUGUUCUUACUUAUCAGGUCUGUUCAGCAGGUAAAAUUAGCCAUUGCUUGGAACUACUCACUUUAAUAGGCAAAGUAGGAGAGGGGUGAGAAGGGUGAGAUACAUGGAGCUUUCUUGUACUGAAAGGCAAACUGGUAGAGAUUGUAUAUCCUGUACAUGUAUCUUUAUUAGCGAUAACCAUCCUGGGGGGUGUGAAUGAGUUAAAAGGAUAUGUGUCCUAACUUAAAAUGUAGGAUUUCUGAAAAAUUGCAGUUUUGGGGGUUUCUGCCCUGUCCAGUCAGGACUGAUGCACAAAUUCAUAAGAAAAGACACUCCAAGAGAAAGCCCUUUUGGUUUGCACAUUCCUCUCUCCCUGUGUGGCAGCUCCUGAGUGGAGGGAAAGGCAGGCCCUGCUGGCAUCUCAGCUGCAGUGAACAGCCUGUACACAGGAUGAAGUGCCAGCAAACACCAGAGUGUGAAAAUGCCUGUGACACAUCCGUAAGUGCUGGGUGAAUGACACAAGGUGGCUAACAGCAUCACAAGUGUCAUCUGAGUAGAGGAGGUGUUAAGAUAGAGGCUUGGAAUA